GGCAAGCAGCAGUCCUGUGGGGUGGUGGGCACAGCUGAAGCUGCUCAGGGAAGGGGUUUGAAGGCAGAAGCUGUGGAGCUGGGCAGCCUUGCUUUCCAGCUGGGGGAAGAGGCUGUCUGGGGGCUGCAAUCAGUUGGGCUGAGUUUGCUGCAACUCUCCAGCAGUCCAGAAUCUUACAGAAUCACAGAACCAUUAGGCUUCCUUAUUGUGCUGAUAUGCCUUAUCUUCAGUGUGCUUUCUACAAUUGAACAGUACGCAGCUCUCGCUACAGGGACGUUAUUUUGGAUGGAAAUUGUAUUAGUGGUAUUCUUCGGAACAGAAUACGUGGUUCGGUUAUGGUCAGCAGGAUGCCGCAGUAAAUAUGUUGGAAUAUGGGGAAGGCUUCGUUUCGCUAGGAAGCCUAUUUCAAUCAUCGAUUUAAUUGUAGUUGUUGCUUCCAUGAUAGUUCUUUGUGUGGGCUCUAAAGGUCAAGUCUUCGCAACCUCCGCUAUCAGGGGCAUCCGCUUUCUGCAGAUUUUGCGAAUGCUGCAUGUUGACCGUCAGGGUGGUACAUGGAGGCUGCUGGGAUCAGUAGUGUUCAUACACAGACAAGAACUGAUAACUACACUCUACAUCGGAUUUCUGGGCCUGAUUUUUUCUUCUUAUUUUGUAUACCUGGCUGAAAAAGAUGCUGUAAAUGAUUCUGGAGAAACAGAGUUUGGCAGCUAUGCAGAUGCUCUGUGGUGGGGAGUAGUGACUGUUACAACUAUUGGCUACGGGGAUAAAGUGCCUCAGACUUGGAUAGGAAAGACCAUUGCAUCUUGUUUUUCAGUAUUUGCGAUUUCAUUUUUUGCACUACCUGCGGGAAUUCUCGGUUCAGGCUUUGCCCUAAAGGUACAACAGAAACAAAGACAGAAGCAUUUCAACCGUCAAAUUCCAGCUGCUGCCUCUCUCAUACAGACUGCAUGGCGAUGCUACGCAGCAGAAAACCCAGACUCUUCUACAUGGAAAAUAUAUAUUAGAAAACCUGCCAGAAAUUAUCAUUUGCUGUCACCCAGUCCAAAACCGAAGAAAUCAGUGAUGGUUAAAAAGAAGAAAUUCAAAUUAGACAAAGACAAUGGGCCUUCUUCUCCAGAUAGGAUGUUAACUGUUCCACACAUAACUUACGACCACGUGACGGAGGACAGGAAACCUGAUUUCAGUUUUGAAGCAUAUGAAAAUUCUGUGAAAAAAAGCCCGACCUUUUUAGAUGUGAACACAGGACCCUUCAUCAGGACCAGCAGUUUUGCCGAUGAGAUUGACCUGGAGGGUGAGACACUGUUGACCCCAAUAACUCACAUCUCACAGUAA
Nestor notabilis (Kea) is the source of this 1329-nucleotide messenger RNA. Its product is annotated as potassium voltage-gated channel subfamily KQT member 1-like. Gene Ontology annotation, biological process: transmembrane transport; potassium ion transport. Gene Ontology annotation, molecular function: voltage-gated potassium channel activity. The record is from RefSeq and is a predicted model, not a curated record. Gene Ontology annotation, cellular component: voltage-gated potassium channel complex; membrane. The transcript has 11 exons. The annotation marks the transcript as partial. NCBI's taxonomy places the organism in Eukaryota, Metazoa, Chordata, Aves, Psittaciformes, Psittacidae.